AGCAAUCUGUCCCGAUUAGCGACACUGCCUGCAUAAACCAUCGCAUCGAGUCCCUGCAACAUGUCUGGGAUCCGAUGGUCAGUACUCAUGACAUGGGGAUUGAGGACACCAGACAUGGGGGAUCUGAGGACAUAUGAACGAAUAUAAAAGGGGGCACAAGCCCAGUCUUUGGUGCAUCGAAUUGUUCUCGACAGUCGGCUGCAGCCAUAGACAGUCAAGAACAAUCCACCUUCUUCAUAUUUUCAAGAACCUACAGAAGGAGGCUUCCCCUUCAAGGUCCCUUACCACUUACUAUUUCCCACUCGCCAGUCGCAAGCCGCAAUACCGGAACCAUGUCCUCCCAGCGCACCGCCUCCUCCGUCCCUUUCACCAUCGACAAUGUCCUGCCGGGCAUGCUCGCCUUCCCCGACUCGCCGGACAUCUACCGCAUCCGCCUUGAGCCCGAGCACGCCGGCGCAGGCGGGCCCACCAUCAAGUACCUUACCGCCCCGAACACAAGCAAGACCCUCACCGGGCCCGACGCUCAUCUCCGCCGCCUCGGCAACCUCGCCUUUGACCGCGUUCCUACCGGCGAUUGGAUUGUCGGCCGGCUCAUCGCCGCCCCGAACGUGGGCAACGACGACGAACGCAAGCUCCAGCUUGCCUCUAUCGAGCCGGGCGACGCCGCCACUGCGCUCAUGAACUCUCUGGGCCUGUGUAAUGCCGGGCCAGUCUGGUGCGGCAUGACCGUCGACGAGCGCGACUGCCAGCCGGAUACUACUGACCCCUCGUCGCGCUGGACCACCGUAACCGUGCCCGCCGCCGCCGACGGCAGCGAGGAGGUUAUCAGCGUGCCCAAGCCCACGGCUUUGCAGUGUAUGGAUUACUUCUCGGCCUCGAUCAUCCGCAACCCCCUUUCGGGCAUUAGCAUCGUGAACGGCGGUGACGACGUAGUACAGAAUGACGAGGCUGUCCUCGUGUCGGACUGGAUGCCGGGCCACUGGCAGGGCAUCGAGAACGACGUACGCACCUACGAAAUCAUCCAGUCGCGCGAUUCCGGGCUGGCGCCGCGCUUCCUGGCGCACGUCACAGAGAACGGCUCGCGCGUCAUCUGCUUUCUGCUCGAGCAUAUCCCUGACGCGCGCGAGGCUGGUCCAGCCGACGUGGUCCGGUGCAGGGCUGCCCUAGCGCGGCUGCAUACUCUCGGGAUUUCCAAGGGGGGCCGUCUAAGUCAGCAUUCAUUUCUCGUACGGAAAGACGAGGAGGUCCUGAUCCAGGGACCGUUUGCUGGCGCGUCUGUGGAUGGGGAUAAGGCGUUAGUUAUGAAGGGGGAGAUGGAGAGCCUUGAGGAGGUUUCGCCCCAAGCCCAUCUCUGUUUGAGCACCAGGCAGCGAUGAUGUGUAGGCUGGUGGAUCCCCAGCGGAGGAAGAAGCUGGACGAGUUUGAAAAGGCGCACGGGUGUGUGGUGCCGUUUGUGCACUGGCAGGACUCUAGCGAGGGCGGUGGGCGUAUCACUCUUACACUGGAGCAACAUGGGGUGCUGGCUGAGGAGUAUGAGCAGAAUGGGUACCGCUGGACGAAGGAGUUUCAGGAGCAGGCCUUGAAGCGGUUUGGGCCCUCCGUUGAGGGACUCUGAGGAUUCUGAGCCAUCGGGCGAACCUUGUGAAUCCUAAUGGAAGAGGAGUCUUGUUUGGGAGAUGGUUCAUGAUUUCUGCUUUAUGAUCCUAUUGUCUAU
Messenger RNA from Parathielavia appendiculata, 1714 nucleotides. RefSeq lists its product as uncharacterized. The transcript has a single exon. NCBI's taxonomy places the organism in Eukaryota, Fungi, Ascomycota, Sordariomycetes, Sordariales, Chaetomiaceae. Bases 333 to 1376 code for a protein of 347 amino acids. The record is from RefSeq and is a predicted model, not a curated record.